Molecule: messenger RNA, 2390 nt
Organism: Nerophis ophidion (straightnose pipefish)
Lineage: Eukaryota; Metazoa; Chordata; Actinopteri; Syngnathiformes; Syngnathidae
Gene: syn2a
Product: synapsin IIa
Exons: 11
Coding region: 159-1544 (461 amino acids)
Biological process (GO): neurotransmitter secretion
Cellular component (GO): synaptic vesicle membrane; synaptic vesicle
Molecular function (GO): ATP binding
Source: RefSeq, a predicted model, not a curated record
GAGAGCAUCCUCAGAAUGGCUGAGCGGCAUGCAGAGAGGGAGGCCAUUGGCUGCAGGACGCGGCCACGUGACCAGCCGGCGAGGAGGAGCUGGCAGGAUGUUCCUCAAAGCUGAGAGGAAGCACAUUCACUGAGAGCGUGAUCUCCUUCUCUGCAGCCAUGAAUUACCUGCGACGGCGUCUCUCUGACAGCACCUUCAUCUCCAACCUGCCCAAUGGCUACAUGACGGACCUCCAGAGGCCCGACACCACUCAGCCUCCGGCGCCCGCUUCCGCCGCCCUCGCCAAGUCCCCCACGGCGGGGCCUGCUCCUCCCGCGACUUCUCCGCAGCCUCCUCAGUCCACUGGAGCCGGAUUCUUCAGCUCCAUCACCAACGUGGUCAAGCAGACGGCGGCCUCGGCAGGACUGGUGGAGCAAACCUCCGUCACCACACCCAAGAAGUUCAAGACUCUGCUGGUCAUCGACGAACCUCAACAGGAUUGGGCAAAGUUAUUUCGUGGGAAGAAGAUCGCCGAAGAUUAUGACAUCAAAGUGGAGCAGGCGGAGUUCAGUGAGAUCAACAUCACGGCUCAGGCUGAUGGAGUUUGUAACGUCAGCGUGACGGGGUUCAGGAAUGGAAGCAAGAUGGUCAGGUCCUUCAAGCCGGACUUUGUGUUAAUUCGCCAACACGCCUACAGCAUGACGCAAAAUGAAGAUUUCCGUAACCUGGUCAUCGCUCUUCAGUACGCAGGAGUCCCCAGCAUCAACUCUCUGGAGUCCAUCUACAACCUGUGUGACAAGCCCUGGGCGUUCGCUCAGCUCAUCAACACUCACAGGAAGUUAGGCGCCGAGAAGUUUCCACUCAUCCAACAAACCUUCUAUCCAAACUACAAGGAGAUGUCCAACAUGCCGUCUUUCCCGGUGGUGAUCAAGAUUGGCCACGCCCACUCCGGCAUCGGAAAGGUGAAGGUGGAGAACCACAGCAAGUUCCAGGACAUAGUCAGCGUGGUGGCGCUCACUCAGACCUACACCACCAGCGAGCCGCUCAUCGAGUCCAAAUACGACAUCAGGAUCCAGAAGAUCGCUGCGGACUACAAAGCCUACAUGAGAACCUCCAUGUCUGGGAACUGGAAGAGCAACAUCGGGUCGGCCAUGUUGGAACGCGUGGCCAUGACGGACAGAUACAAACUCUGGGUCGACACCUGCUCGGACAUCUUUGGAGGUCUGGAAGUUUGUGCUGUCAAAGCCAUUCAUGGAAAAGAUGGCAACGAUUACAUCACCGAGGUGGUGGGAUCCUCCAUGCCACUAGUGGGCGAGCACCAGGCGGAGGACCGCCAGCUCAUCUGUGACCUGGUGCUCAGCAGACUCACACAGCUGGUACACCUGCACCAAGACCAAGGACACAAAGCCACCACCCUGCAGCCCUCACAGGGUGUGUCUGAGAAAGCAGAAGAAGCGAUGGAGAACCUGAAGAACGGCUGUUCUCGUCCUCCUCAAGGCUGCUUGCAGUACAUCCUGGAUUGUAACGGAGCCGCUGUCACGCCCAAAUCUCUUCAAGACAACUGAAUAGUCAACAUUGAUAUUGACUACCACUAACAAGAUAAGUGAAUAUUCAAUAUUAAUAUUUAGUAUUAUAUGAAAGAUAAUUUAAAAUUGAAAUUUAAAAUUAAGUAUUAUAUUCAAGAUAAGUGAAUAUUAAACAUUAAUAUUUAGUAUCUCAUUGAUUAUAAGGCAAUAUUAAACAUGAAUAUCAAUAUAUUAACUCCAUGCAGAGUUUAAUUGGGAUUUAUCGCUCUCUGUGCUCGUUUUGGCCGCUCGUGCUUUAAAAGUUGUGUGAUUUUUCUUUCAAGCUUCCGUGGUUCGACUGAAGGAAUUUUAUACUUUUUAUCUUUACUGUCGUCAAACUGUGUUAAAUACUCUUAACGUUUUUGCAAAUUUUUUUCAUCAAUAUUCCAUUUUGCAUGGGUGAAACUCCUCAGAGACGUUGUCGUCUUUUGUCACACGUGUGUUGCUCUCAUUCACACACACACACACACACACACAACCGCACACACACACACUGUACGAUUUCCAACCAAAGACUGAAUAAAUGAAAUCAAUACUGAUGAUUAUUAAAUAUAGAUAUAAUUAAUUACAGUUAAUGAAACCAAAAGAUAAAUUCAAAGUAUUUUCUUUCAGACAUUCCCAAUAUUUCUAACUUUGCGACGCUUGAAAAGUUCCAGAAGUUUGCAUGACGGAAAAAAAAUGUGUUGUGUGUACUUGUUGUUUGUGUUGUUUGUGUUGCCGCCGCGACACGUGUGAGAAGAAUACACAACAGCGCGGAGGGAUUUGUGACGACUCGGCGAUAUUUGCUGUUGGAAUUGUGCGAAGGUGCACAGAGUUGUCGUUGCCAAUAAAGUUCCCUUGAACACA